Trichomycterus rosablanca is the source of this 1142-nucleotide messenger RNA. It is a transcript of the gene rad51d, whose product is annotated as RAD51 paralog D. NCBI's taxonomy places the organism in Eukaryota, Metazoa, Chordata, Actinopteri, Siluriformes, Trichomycteridae. Gene Ontology annotation, cellular component: replication fork; centrosome; Rad51B-Rad51C-Rad51D-XRCC2 complex. Gene Ontology annotation, biological process: reciprocal meiotic recombination; telomere maintenance; double-strand break repair via homologous recombination. Gene Ontology annotation, molecular function: ATP binding; four-way junction DNA binding; ATP-dependent DNA damage sensor activity. The record is from RefSeq and is a predicted model, not a curated record. The coding region runs from base 54 to 1085 and encodes 343 amino acids. The transcript is spliced from 11 exons.
CAGUCACCGUUUGAAAAUAUUAUGUUUGGCUUGGCUCAGAAACAGGAGGCAUCAUGGUACUUCUGAAAGAGGCUCUGUGUCCUGGGUUGACUGAAGAUCUGAUUAAAGCUCUACAUAAAGAGAAUAUCAGAACAGUCGAGGACCUUGUCAUAUCCGAUCCGGAAGAGCUGGCACAGAAAUGUUCUGUAUCUUACAAGGCCUUGGUGGCAGUUCGGCGUGUACUUCUGGCUCAGUACGCAGCGUUUCCAGUGUCCGGUGCUGACCUUUACGAUGAGCUGCUGGGCUCUACUUCGAUUCUUUCGACAGGAAAUGACAGAGUGGACGAGCUGCUGGACUCUGGUCUUUAUACGGGGGAAAUUACUGAACUGGCUGGAGGUCCAGGAACAGGUAAAACACAGACGUGCUUUAGUGUUGCUGUCAACAUAGCACACGAGCUGAAACACAACGUGGUGUACAUCGACACGAACGGCGGAUUCUGUGCCAGCCGACUGCUCCAGAUGCUCCAAACAAAAACCGUCAAUACCAUGGAGCAGAUGGAAGCUCUACAGAAAAUCAGGGUUUUCAGAGCGUUCGACACCUUCACCUUACUAUUCCGCCUCCAAAACCUAAGAGCCGGCGGCCUCCAGAAGGGCUCUGUUGGAGGAGGUUCGGUCAAAGCCGUGAUCGUGGAUUCAGUCUCCGCUGUGCUGUCUCAUUUGCUUGGAGGGAAACACAGUGAAGGUAUGUCCUUGAUGAUGCAAGUUGCUGGAGAGCUGAAGAUGAUUGCCAAAGAUUGUAACGUAGCUGUUUUGGUGACGAAUCACGUGACCCGAGAUGGACACAAUCAGCUAAAAGCAGGACUCGGCCAGUCUUGGAGUCAUGUUCCACGGACACGAAUCGUUCUGCAGCGACUCGAGCGGCCCGGAGCUUCUACCAGCUUACGUCAAGCAACUCUAACCAAAUCGUCGCGACAGCCGUGUCACCUGAUCGUGGAGUUCGACUCGAGUCAGGAGCCUCAGAACGAGCAGCAAACUGGGUUUGCAGGCAAGAGGAAACUGGACGUGGAUGGACCAUUACCUGCACCAGUACAAGUACCAAAAACGUGAAAACGCUUGUAUUGUAUUGUAUUGUGUAUAUAACCAGAUAAAUAUAAGUGCUGCUGU